Molecule: messenger RNA, 2288 nt
Organism: Papilio polytes (common Mormon)
Lineage: Eukaryota; Metazoa; Arthropoda; Insecta; Lepidoptera; Papilionidae
Exons: 4
Coding region: 525-2288 (587 amino acids)
Source: RefSeq, a predicted model, not a curated record
UAGAUGUUUUUUCUUCAAUUUUAAUAUUCUGACCGAUUAUUUCGGUUUCUUGGCAAUUAUUUGGUAAGUUUAGUAAACAAAAAAACAAAGAAAUUCCCUUUAAAGCAACAAAAGCGCAGUCAUUAGGCAUUGUGCAUGUAGUAACGAGGCGAAUGGAGUCUAAUAGAACCUGAAACUGCGAGUUUAAUGCACUGAUAAGGCUCUCAGGCAUCCUUUCUUAAGUAAAUGUCUUCAGUUGGAGAAAGUGGUAAGUUGUCAAGUAGUUAGUGUUGAUUGCAGGUGGGUCGGCGGUCAGCAGUCGGGCGGCGGAUGGGGCAAGCGGACAUUGUCCGGCGACACGCUUCAUCGCUGCCCGCGCUCGGUUGCACCGAUCUUUCACCUGCGCAAUAUUGUUGCCUAUAAAACCUUGUCAUUGUCAUAACAUGACGUUACUUUCAUCUCAAACCAAACCCGACAACCACUCGACUCGCCGAGGAGUUGCUUACUUUUAAAUAAUUUACUUGGGUGCAAACCCAACUUAUAAAAUGGCGUAUUGUCUUAGACUGUUGAUACUCUGGGUGGUGUGUGUUGGAGUUUAUUCUAAUGAAGAGAAAAGUGACACCGGAUUUGUGCAGUCGUUGGAUUUUGGACCGAUAUUCGAUUCCGACGAUUCGGGCAUAGUUUCCUUGGCUUCGAACCCCGUAUCCGCGGCAAUAGCAAACGCUGAUAAGAGUCAAUACCCUAGAUUGUUUGAUUCUCUAGUUAGUAGUUCUAUUGAUUCAUUGCACAGUCGUCUAGUGCCAAAAGAAAAUGUGUUUUCCGCUUCAAACUUUGGCUUCAAUCCUAUCGCUAGUCAGAGUUUUUACCCUCAGCCGCAGUCAGCAAAACUAACAGUACAGCCCCAAAGAUCACCGGUGCAAUUGAUAGCUCAAGGGCAACGAGCAAGUCCAUUGAGAUACGACAUAAGGACGGUUCAUGAUGCAAAUUAUAAAGUGUUCAAUCCCGAAGAAAAUGAAGAAGGGGGAAACAUUUUGGAAGCUCUGAAAAAAGAUCCUUCGGUUGCUGCUUAUUUUCAGCCUGCUGUUACUAAUGUCGAAGUAGCACAUCCGAUACAUUAUCGCAAGGAGGAGCUAGUAGAUAACCCCGAUGUCGAAUCAAACUACAAGGCACAUCCUUAUAUUGCAGGACCAUCCCGAAUUCGGCGGUAUGCAGGUGGAAGAAAAAAAGAAAGCGGAAGAAGAAGCAGCAACGAAGAAGAUGAAGACCCUUAUAAUUAUAAAGCGGAGUACAUUUCCAGACCAAAGGCGUUCGAUGAAAGUCCCUACAGCAGUGCCUAUAAAGAAGAAAAAAAUCCGAAAAAGGAUUACGAGUACCCCUACAGUUAUGAUUCCGGUUAUGAUCACAAAGAAUACGAAAGAAUAAAGGAAUUGUCUGAAAAGCAAGCUGCUGAAAUUAAACAAAAUCCUGGAAACUGCAAAGAAGUAAAGAAAGACACCAUGACAUGUAUGUUAUGUAAGGACCCAAAAACUGGUGGAAACUAUGAAUCGUGUUCGUAUGUUGCCGAGCCGAAAAAUAAUAAAUAUGCUUAUUCCAAAGAAAGGAAGUUUGACAGCAAUGAUGAACCAGAUGCGCCCGAAAAUACUCAAAAAGCAGAGAAUCCAGGAAAAUCCCAGAAACUUGUCGACGGCCAAAAGGACGGAUCCAGCGUAAAAAAUUACAGCGACGAAGAAAAACCAUACGGUAAUUAUAAAAAUGACGAUGACAACUCCGGAAAGUAUAAAUCUUAUUACGUGCAUACAUCGGCGCCCAAACCCAGCGAAGCUUUGAGAGCGGCUGAAAAUCAAAACGAAUCGGAAGAAAACAAAGAAAACAAGCCCUACGAUUACAAGAAAGCGAUACCUGGAUUUUAUACUGACAACGAACAAAAGAAGGACGUCGAAAAUGUAUUAGCAGAAUUUAAGAAAAAAGAUAGGUCAGCUUGUAAGAAAGUGCAAAAGAACGGCAUGACUUGCUUCCAAUGUAUCGAUAAAAAUGGUUUAAAACACGAGGAAUGUAUGUUUGUGUCUGAAUCAGCGCCGAAACAGAGUCAUUUAGCGUAUCAAGAGGUCAAAGAGUUUACUUCCAAACCCGCCACCCUCGAAGAUGGAAACGAAGCGGCAGCGAGUCAAACUGUGACAAGCGCUCCGGCUAAGUCUGCAGCGUACGUUGUUGCCAACAGCGGCUAUGGCAAAAAAUUAAAGCACAAGAAAGCUUCGCAAGGCACUCUCGCCACUUGCGCUUUCGUUAACAACAAUAACACUCGAGUUUAG